AUGGUAGAAUCGGCAAAGCUAAAAAGAGAUUCGUGGCCAGUUCACUCAACACCAUGCCCACCUUCUUGGCCACAUUAUCAAAAGGGUUGGAUACCCGAGCAUCCGAAGGUUCAGUUAGUGCACCAACCAAGCUACGUUCAUAAACCGGCAGUCACCGUCGUUAAGCCACAUGCGCCCUCUUACCAUAAUAGCUGGCAUUCUCCGGACCCUUGGCAACAAAACAUUGGUUGGAAUAAAUAUGGCUGGAACAAACCAUCUUAUGGAUGGCCCAUGUCUUCGGGUUGGCAAUCUCCUGGCUGGCAACCCAAAGUUGUGGUCCAAAAGCCAGUCUACUCCUAUGCACCACAAUAUCAUAAACCCGCUUAUCAUGUACCCAGCUAUCAUCACCCUAUAUUCAAGCCAGCCGUUGUAGUAAAACCUGAUUGUCCACCUUACCAACACCAUAAUCCCCAUCACACAGGAAUCAUUUAUGCUCCUCAACAUCAGCAUCAUCAGCCGCAAAUCGUAAAAGUGGUAAAGCCAGAUUAUCAUCACCCAGCACCAGUUUAUCAUCACCCAACACCAGUUUAUCAUCAACCAGCACCGGUGUAUCAUCGCCCAGCACCGGCUUAUCAUCACCCCGCGCCUGUAUAUAAUCAUCACAGUGUACCUUCGUAUCACCCAGUACAUGUACCAAAAGUUGAGAUUUGCGACAAGUAA
Molecule: messenger RNA, 699 nt
Organism: Nasonia vitripennis (jewel wasp)
Lineage: Eukaryota; Metazoa; Arthropoda; Insecta; Hymenoptera; Pteromalidae
Product: proline-rich 33 kDa extensin-related protein-like
Exons: 2
Coding region: 1-699 (232 amino acids)
Source: RefSeq, a predicted model, not a curated record